AUGGCGUCCGCAGCAGCUGUCGCGAUGCCCUCGCAGCCGCUUCCUAUGACCAAGCCAGUGCUGAGCACCAUCACCGCCUCCUUGCCCAAGCCCGUCAUCCCAACGAUCCUCAUCACACCUCCCGACACUGCCCCACAGUACAGCAUCUCCCUUCCGGAACAGCAGUACGAAAAGUCAGUCCUCUUCGUACCAGUAAAGACCGAAGAGCUCGGCUGGGACGAGCACGGGCUCUACUGGAACGGCACCUACGCCUACCCUGUGCACCAGAUCUACAACAAGCAAGGGCGACCCAUCGGGCGCCGACGCCGGGGUCCCGCAGGCUAUCGCUUCGAGGAGUACUACACGCAGACACCUCAAUCUUCGUCUCCAUCCUCAACGUCGGAUGAUGCAGUCGAGGCCAAGGUGAGGCUGGACGAGCCGGCGCCGGCUAGGAUUGAGAAGACGACCCUCCCACCCGUAUCGGACGAUGUCGAGGCUUCAACGGACGACGAGGAGGAGGACGUUGCAAGUCCGGCCAGUCCCUCGCUCUCUGUUGGGUCUGACCUGACCGAAGAUGAUGCGAGCUCGCUCUGGUCGCGCACCGAGGCGGAUUCUUCCGACGACGAAGUCGAGAGUAGCUGCACCUCACCUGGUCUCAUGUCUCCGCCGAUGGAUCUGGACGCCAGCCCCUCGCUGCAGGCCGACAAGCUCAGCGCGAAGCUCUCCGACCUCGACGCCGGCAACAAACCCACCACCUCCAGCUGGGUAUCGCUAGGCACUCUUCCGUCGUCAUCACCAGCGGCAUCGUCGUCAGCAUCGAGCUCGCGAUCACAAUCGUUGCCGGUGCCACGGAGCAAGCCGGCGCUCGAGCUGUCGCGCGCACACCGCGCCACCUCCACGCUCGUCGUCGACGACUCGAGGCGGCACAGCAGCGGCUCGUACAGCUCGAUCAUUCACGACCUCACCACGUCCCCCUUUGCGCCCGCUGCCAAAACGCCGUAUCGCUCCGCAACCCUCCCCCGCUCCUCCUCGCGCGCCGCAUCCAGAGGCACAAUUCUUCGUCCGCCACCCCACUUUGUCCCCAGCCGAGAGGCCCGCAAGCGAUCCAGCGAGGACUUCUCAGGCAAGGCAAGCCGCGGCAGGUUGGAAGCAGAACACGAUUUUGCGGCAGGCUGGACCUUCGAAAACGCCUCCUCGAUGCCACUCGUCAACGACUACUAG
Kalmanozyma brasiliensis GHG001 is the source of this 1200-nucleotide messenger RNA. RefSeq lists its product as uncharacterized. NCBI's taxonomy places the organism in Eukaryota, Fungi, Basidiomycota, Ustilaginomycetes, Ustilaginales. The record is from RefSeq and is a predicted model, not a curated record. The transcript has a single exon. Bases 1 to 1200 code for a protein of 399 amino acids.